Colletotrichum phormii is the source of this 543-nucleotide messenger RNA. RefSeq names its product RmlC-like cupin domain-containing protein. The coding region runs from base 1 to 543 and encodes 180 amino acids. The record is from RefSeq and is a predicted model, not a curated record. NCBI's taxonomy places the organism in Eukaryota, Fungi, Ascomycota, Sordariomycetes, Glomerellales, Glomerellaceae. The transcript has a single exon.
AUGGGAUCAGAAGCCGGCCUGGCGCCCCUGGCAUCGCUACGAAUUUCCAAACACUUCAUCCAGUCACAUGGGCUAUUCCCCAACACAAGCAUCCAGAAUAAGCCCCUGGUGAUCUAUCAUUCCGCUUUCUCGUCAGCAAGUGCACCAUUCAUCGAGUCCCACCUUACCUCUGUCGGCGUCGUCGAGCCGCAGUGGCGAUAUACCAUGUACAGCACGAGUCACUUUCACAGCACGACACAUGAAGUCUUGUGCAUCAGUAACGGACGCGCAAAGCUUUGUUUCGGAGGCGAAGAUAACGAAGGCCGGGUUGAGCCUCUAGUUGAGAAGGGCGAUGUGAUUGUUGUGCCGGCGGGGGUUGCUCACCGUCUGCUGGAUGACUUUGGAAGCGGGUUCGAGAUGGUUGGAAGCUAUCCAAAAGGUCACGACUGGGAUAUGUGUUACGGUAAGAAGGGGGAAGAGGGAAAAGUCGAUGCUAUCGCCAAGAUACCGUGGUUUAGCAGAGAUCCAGUGUAUGGAAAUAUCGGGCCGGCACUAAAGGUCUGA